AUGAUACUGGAAAAUGUACAAGUACAACUACCAAAAUGCUUGGCCCAUGUCCAGUACCAGGUUCAGUACAAGGCCCCUGGGCCCCCGCCGCCGGGGGUCACAAGGACCCCGGAGGAAAUAGAACAGGAAAUCAAGAAGGUGGAAGCUCAGUAUGAGAAAUUAGCCAUGGUUUUUAUUGAUCUCCCUCAGGAUGUGAUGUGGAAUGAGCCGCCCGUCAUCUGCCAAUGGCACGACGCUCGCAAAAUUUGGACGACAAAUUAUGUCAACGAUUACAAGUUCAAUGAAGAUAAACUGACUAUACAGUUCAGAACUGGAGUUCUUUGGCCCCGUCUGUGGUGGUCUUUUGGCACUUUGAGGCGCGCGCGGUACGCUACGCGCCGUCCGCUCGGGUCUGGAUCUGGUCGGGCGGCGAACAACCCUUACUCGCCGACCGCAGACCCCGGCUUACGGUGGCCGGAGAUCUCUCGAUCCCCGACGACCGGAUUGUCCCCUACUGCUCCGCCUCCUCCUGCCCAUGAUGGACACCUACAAUAUCAUAGGAGUUACGAGUGCGUUGCUGACCUUUCGGGAUUAAGCUCAGCCCAAGGUCAAAGGGUAAUCCACCUUAGCCAGCAUAACUGUGUCAUCGAGGAAACCCAGGUAUUUUGGGCAGAUCAACCGCGACUCUGGUUUGCCCAGUUCGAGGCCACCGUUGAAGGACAGCGAUUAGGCGGCGCAAAGCAGAAUUUAGUGAUUACAAAAUUGAACAACACCGCCAUUCAACAAGUGAGCGACUUGUUACUUACUCUACCCAACACCCCCUUAUCCAGCCCUGAAAACCUGGUGUCGACAUCUUUGUUUACAGGGCCCAUUGGUAUCGCGACAUUGAGGUACAGCAAUCUGCCGUAUCAAGCAUGGGACAUCAAACCGGAUCCAGACGGACGCGGUGUGAUCGUCACGGUGACCGGUCUUUGUGUCACCGUCACAUUCGUCUGCAUGAGUAACUGGGUGAAACUGAAGUCCAUCACCAACGCGUCCACCGCAGCCCUGUCUGAACACUUCAACAAGCCUUACUCCGUGAAGCAAUUGGUUCGGAUAAUGCGCGAAGCUGCCUGCGACUUCUUUCCAGACUUCGACGCUCACAACCACGUUAAGGGGUCGGCUCCCAAAGAAUGGGUGGUGGAGAGGCACACGUACCAUGCCAUGGCGUUCCUGUCCAAGGCAUACAACUUCCAGUCUAGCAGGUGGAAUCAAGGAGGUGGUUACCGGAAUAUCAUCCUGCAAUGCAGAGAAGCUGUCGAUAAGAAAAGAUCGUCAAAACUACAGCUGAUGCUGGUAAACCCUGAACGAGCAGUUCUACUGAAAUGCACGGAACAAGCAAACGAAAUCAACUACGAUUCACAGCCAGGACUGAAGUUCUUCCCUGGACUAUUCACGUUCAAUAUGCUCUACGGAUCCGUCGACGCUCGUCGAAUAACUUUCAAUAUGAAAUACAAACUAGUGGAGACUGUUUUCGAACUUUUACAAGAAAUUAAACCGUGUAGCUACUCGUAA
Molecule: messenger RNA, 1533 nt
Organism: Spodoptera exigua (beet armyworm)
Lineage: Eukaryota; Metazoa; Arthropoda; Insecta; Lepidoptera; Noctuidae
Source: the annotation of a GenBank genome assembly